AUGGAAAAAAAAGUUAUAAUUUUCACAGGUAGUACAGAUGGUAUUGGAUUAUUAGUAAUUAAUCAUUUGGUAAGAGAAAAAUGUGAAAAUUAUAAAUUUAUAUUACCAGUUAGAAAUUUAGAAAAAGGAGAAUUAUUAAAAAAACAAUUAAAAGAAAUUAAUGAAAAAGUUGAUAUAACUUUAAUGGAAAUGGAUUUAUCAUCAUUUGAAUCGAUAAGAAAUUUUGUAAAAAAUUUCAAUCAAUUAAAUUUACCACAUUUAGAUAUAUUAGUAAAUAAUGCUGGUAUAAUGCAACCAAGAUUUAUAAAAACAGUCGAUGGUUUUGAAUCAACAAUUGGUGUAAAUCAUUUAGGUACAUCACUAUUGACAUUAUUAUUAUUAAAAAAUUUUAAAAACUCUUCAAAUUAUGAAAAUUCAAAUGGUGCAAGUUCAAACAAUGAAGACUUUGGAAAUAUUGUAAUAUUAAGUUCGGAAUUUCAUCAACGUGAACCAUUAAAUUUUGAUAAAUUAUUAUUAACAGAUAAUGAUUCUUCAAAUUUUGAUACUCUUAGAGAAUAUUCAAAAUCAAAAUUAUGUAAUCUUUUAUUUUCAAUGGAAUUACAUAAUAGAUUGGAUAAUUUAAAGAAUAAUAAUAUUAGAGUGAAUUCACUUCAUCCUGGUUAUUUAAGAACUCCAAUAAAUAGAGAUUUAAGUUGGUUCACUAGACAUAUCAUUGCACCAAUAUUCUUUUUUGGUUAUGGUUCAAAAACUGAAGAUACAAUCAAUGGAAUUGUUAAUUUAAUUGAAAAUAAUUCAAAUCAUUCUGGUAAAUAUUUUUCAAUUUCAAAAGAAAUUUCACCUUCACCAUUUGCUUCAAAUCUUGAAAAUUCUAAACUUUUAUGGGAAAAAACUUGUGAAUUACUUUCAAUUAGUAAUGAAUUAAAUUUAUAA
This is a messenger RNA of Dictyostelium discoideum AX4, 930 nucleotides long. RefSeq lists its product as hypothetical. The record is from RefSeq and is a predicted model, not a curated record. The transcript has a single exon. Lineage: Eukaryota; Evosea; Eumycetozoa; Dictyosteliales; Dictyosteliaceae. The coding region runs from base 1 to 930 and encodes 309 amino acids.